GACGCUACUCCACCACUGUUUCAGAGCGCACACACACAACAAACCAAUUCAAUCAAGUACUUUCUAUCUUCCUUCUUCCUUUUCACAUUCAAUUUCACGCAAUGUGCCUAUUUUAAACUCCGAACCUUCCUUCUUUUUGUUUUGAUUUUAGUUUCGUUUUUACCGGAUUUGAGUUUCACUUCGGUUACUACUAUAGUAGAAUGAGUUUCGUCUUUGUGCAAAUCGGUGCAUUUGUUACUUCACGCUAAUCUUCAUAAUCUUAGGGUUUUUGUUUCUCCUCAAGAAAUUCAAGAAAUUGAAAGCAUGAUCUUAGGGUUAAGUAAGAAAAGAAUGAAGGAGAAAAUGGCUGGAAUGAACAAGAAUCAACAAUCAAAUUGGUGGUGGCUUGAUACUCAUUCUAAUACUAAACGUUCCCCUUGGCUUCAAUCCACUCUAUCUGAGCUAAAUGAGAAGACAGAUGCAAUGUUAAAGUUAAUUGAAGAAGAUGCGGAUUCCUUUGCUAAACGAGCAGAGAUGUAUUACAAGAAACGACCAGACCUUAUAAGUAUGGUUGAGGAUUUCUAUCGGACACACCGCUCGUUAGCUGAGAGGUAUGAUCAAGUCAAACCCGACACAGGAAUCAGCCACCUCGUGUCGGGAGCAUCACCUUUUGCUUCGGCUAAGUAUCAGAUAGAGAAACUGAUGAGUUUUGCAGAUACCGGUUAUGAUACCUAUUCUGAGAAUUUCGACGUAGACGAGUCUGUGGAAUCUGAAGUUGAUGAUCCAGAGCAUGAAGAAAAAGAGGAGACCAAAUUUCAUAGUUACACAAAAGCAGAGCGGGUUUGGUCGACCGUGGCUGUCAAUGACGAAGUAAUGAAUCUAAAAAAUGAGAUUAAGAGACUAAAGGAAGAGAAUGAGAUACAUAAGGAGCAGUUGAAACAGAAAGAUACUGUUUGUGAUGAAGUAAUGAAGUUGAGGGAAGAAAUAGAAAAACUAAGGGAAGAGAAUGAGGUACAAAAGGAAGAACUGAAGCAAAAGGAUGAAGAGAAGAUAGAGGUGAUUAAACAACUGAGUUUAGCAGUUGAUUUGUUGAAGCAAGAUAAUGUGAGCAUGAGAAGCUUCAUUGCUAAAGAGUCCACUAAGAAAUGGAAAUUUCCAUUUGAGUUCAACAAAUUUGGAGCAUUUUCUGUGAAAUUGUUUAAUGGGACUCCAAAGAAUCAGCCAAGUGUUGAGCUCUCUACAAGACGUGGGUAUUAACAUAGUCAUCAAGUAGCUUAGUUCUUUAUGUAUAACAUUCUUAUAGAUACUAUACAAUAAGUUUCCUAGUAUUUUGAUUCCUAGGUUGUGUGCUUAUAAGUAGUUAGUUGUAUUUUUUCUUUUACAUGUGCUGUUUACUUUGUUAGUUAUAUGUAUCCCAAUUGUUUCAAUCUUUUAAUUCUUUAUGAAUGUGAUUGAUUGUAUUGUA
Lathyrus oleraceus (garden pea) is the source of this 1444-nucleotide messenger RNA. Its product is annotated as protein NETWORKED 3A. The record is from RefSeq and is a predicted model, not a curated record. Gene Ontology annotation, molecular function: actin binding. Gene Ontology annotation, cellular component: vacuolar membrane. Lineage: Eukaryota; Viridiplantae; Streptophyta; Magnoliopsida; Fabales; Fabaceae. The coding region runs from base 304 to 1236 and encodes 310 amino acids. The transcript is spliced from 3 exons.